AUGCCGCUGCCCGGCGGGCGCGGGCUCCUGCUGGGCCUGGCCGCGGCGGCGGCGGCGGUGAUGGCAGCGCGGCUGAUGGGCUGGUGGAGUCCCCGCGCUGGCUUUCGCCUCUUCAUACCCGAGGAGCUGGCCCGCUACCGCGGCGGCCCUGGGGACCCAGGCCUCUACUUGGCUUUGCUGGGCCGCGUCUACGAUGUGUCCUCUGGCCGGAGGCAUUACGAGCCUGGGGCUCACUAUAGCUGCUUCGCAGGCCGAGACGCAUCCAGAGCGUUUGUGACUGGGGACUAUUCUGAAGCAGGCCUUGUGGAUGAUGUAUCUGACUUGUCAUUUUCUGAGAUGCUGACACUUCAAAAUUGGCUAUCAUUCUAUGAGAACAAUUAUGAAUUUGCUGGAAGGGUGAUAGGAAGGUUCUACGGAGAGGAUGGGCUACCCACCCCAGAACUGACCCAGGUAGAAGCCAUGAUCACCAAAGGCUUGGAGGCAAACAAGCAGGAACUGAAAGAGAAGCAGAAGUUUCCACCAUGCAAUGCGGAGUGGAGCGCAGCAAGGGGCGGCCGGUUCUGGUGCUCCCAGACGAGUGGCGGUGUGAGCAGAGACUGGACUGGCGUCCCCAGGAAGCUGUACAAGCCGGGUGCCAAGGAGCCCCACUGUGUGUGUGUGAGAACAACUGGUCCCCCUAGUGACCAAGCACCAGACAACCCUACACACAGAAAUCAUGGGGACUUGGACCACCCCAGCUUGGAGGAAUAUGCAGGCUGCCCACCUCUGGCCAUGACGUGCUCCGUCCCACUCUAAACUAUAUGUUGAGAAGCCACAGAGAAGCCUAACAGGUCCUUGACUCACGUGCCCUAGGAUGGCUCCUGACAUUAAACAGGAGGGCCUGGAAGGGCGGUGGCCUCUGCUAAUGUGACCCAUGAUCCCUCACCGUGGGCUCACCUUUCCCGUGACUGCGCCAGAGCUUGGCAGCCUGCCUAGUACGGCCAGCCUGUUUUUGCCACAAUUCCCCUAGAUGUGCCUGCCAUCUUCCUUCGGAGCCCUCAAAUAUAAGUGGGCACAAAUAUGACCAACUCAAAACUACUUGUACAGACAAGCAAAGAGCUCUGAGCUCAACAGCUUCCUUCCCACGGGUUCCCAGGCUGCCCAGAUCAGCUGCCAGCCCGGUCGGGGGCACUGGCAAAACUCAGAAACAAGAUACAUCCAGAAAAGCCAAAAAAAAAAUAAAAAAGAACAACAUCAACAUAACUCUUCCAGGUUCCCCGAUGGCUAAAUUUGUUACCCCUGACUUAUAACCUUUCUUUUAUGUGAGACCUCUCCCCUAAGGCAGACUUGAAUUUACAACGAAAAGCCGCACUGAGUUGCUAUGAGCUGGGCCAAUCCAACGAGAGGUGACAGUGUAAGAGGGUAGACUAACUCCGGAAACUGGAAAAGCUUUUGCUCAUAUAGAUGCAGCAAAU
Molossus molossus (Pallas's mastiff bat) is the source of this 1454-nucleotide messenger RNA. RefSeq names its product neuferricin. Lineage: Eukaryota; Metazoa; Chordata; Mammalia; Chiroptera; Molossidae. Gene Ontology annotation, cellular component: membrane; endomembrane system. The record is from RefSeq and is a predicted model, not a curated record. The coding region runs from base 1 to 795 and encodes 264 amino acids. The transcript is spliced from 4 exons.